UCUCUUUCAACCAUUGCUUCUCAUCACUACCUGAGUACAAUCACCAGGAACUACGCCAUUAGGGGCCGGAUGAUUGAGGGAUGAAACUACCUGCUGUUUCUAUAGCAACCAUGCAGUGAUGAAGAAAGGGAAGCAAGAGGAGAAGGUUCUCCAAGCUGUCUUGAUCAUUACAGGAGUUCAGUCCACUGGAAGGCACACAUCGACGGAGGGGAACGCUUGCUUGGUUUGUCCAUAAGAAAGAACUUGAGAUUGAGUGGUGAUAUCGAUCGGACAAAUCUGGGAGAGCAGGAGGCCUUGGCGCAUGCACUCAACAAAAUUACUAUCUUCCCAAACAUGUCAACAAGGCGUCUAUCUUGAUCGAGUUACAUGGCUUACAAUCGAAGUAAAAACGUUUACCGCGCCACUGAUGGUACAAGCAUGAAAUCAUCUAACAACAAUCCGGAGAGGAAACAGAAAUGGUACGACGAUGUACGAACACAGGGCGAUCAUAACGUGAAGUAUCUGAGCAAGAUCAAGGACAUGAAACAACAACUCCAGAAAGAUGGACAGUCUACGACGCCCUCUGUUGGUCGAGGUGGUGGUGAUCAUAGUCGUCAUAGGACGCAUCCAGUGACUCGUCCGAGUCUUACCCGUCAUCUCUCUCUUAAUCUACCAGUAUUCGUCACCAAUGCAGACUUAUCAACCGUCCCUCGUGCAGGACGGCUAUCUAUGUAUUCUAAGGCCAACAGACCAGUACCUGCUAUACACCCAGUCCAAGGAAUCGGCCUGCUAGAAGAUUCUUCUACAAGGAAAGGAACGAAACGUACUGAUUAUUACUCAAAACGGCACAACUCACUUACGUCAAUUGAUAAAUUUUCCCCAGACAUGGACAAAGGACAUCAACCACCCACACUUAAACGCUUUGCUCGCUCUCAAAAACCAACUCCAUUAUCCACCCGUGUUCACAAGGCCUCGUCAGAUUCCAGAGAUGACCAUUGCAUGCACCUGAGAUCGUACAAUGUGGCGUGUUCACACUCACAACAUCUUGGUCGGCUUCGAUCACGAUCAACAUGUAGUGAGAAUGAUUCCGGUGCCCAAACAAGGAGUAUCAAACAGGCAUUUGGUCGCCAUAGCACAGAUAAAGCAGACAACCGUGGUGCUACGACCAAAACAAAAUCAGCAGUCAAAUAUAAGCCAAGCCUAUCGAGUUCUCAUGAUAAAACUCGAAGGGUAAGUCAGGAACCAGCCCUUGACAAACGAUCCGUCAAUGUCGAUGUACCGUAUGGAGGGGUAGACUACUACAACCCAGACUCUACUGGGUACAAAGCCCCUGUCUGCACUCCACACACAGUCGUGUCUGAGAAAUCAGACCUAGGGUGUCCCUACUGCCAAAGCAGUGACAGUGGCGUGUCUGUCAACAAAGGAAGCGUUUCCUCUGCUUCAAGUUCUAAAUGCCAGGACACGAGUGACUCCGAUGAUUGGUCCGACAUUGGUGUGACUCUAUCCCAAAUACGACUGAGUCAUUCACAGUCAGAACCUUCUAUCAAGGACAUGGCCAACACCAUGACGGUAACCAGUGACAUCGACGCUGAUGUAGAAUUUCAACAGAAUCGCUCAAACUCAUCGACGACUGGGUCGUCCGAUGAUACGAUACCCGUCGUCCAGAUCAACUCGAAGUCGGAAAGCGAGAAUGAAAAGCAGAUGGAGAACAUGGUGACAAUCAGCGCACCUUUCAUUAUGUUCCGACCGGCCACACCCCGCAUGCCGGAGAGAGAAGAGAAGACGUUUGAUCAUGAAGUUGGUCGGGUCCUUGUCAAAGCUGCUUCACAGGCUGAGCUACGACGGAAAGAGAUGCAACGACUUGUCGAAGAUAUUGAAGAGUUCAAUUCGGCGAAUAAGAAUCUUUAUCGAAAGGUCAAGCCAAUCAGCGGAUAAUUAAAGAUUCAAUCGGGUUGAGUCUGUAUUAGUUAUUAUGCGACAAAGUAAAAUUUAUACGGUACAUGUAGUAUACACUUGUAAGAUAUUCCCGCCAAAUUGUCUGUUGUAUGUUGACGAAUAUGUCUAUCAUUUUGUCCAUACGUCCAUAUUGUAUCAUUCAAGCAAGUAUCAGCGUUGCAUGUGCUUUGAUAUCCAGCUCAUUUCAAAUCACCUCUGAUUGAAUUUAUUCCUCGCAAACAUUUCGUUAUAACUUGUUUAUUCAAACAAGAUACGGUUUCCAAGAUUCCUUACCAAGCUCCCGAGGCAAAUUGAUGACAUCCCGGUCCACGUGACAGUCAUGUUGACUCUAUUCAAUUGAAAUGCAGGUCUCUGUAAUGAUAUGCAGUAUGCCGUCAGGGAAAGGUUUGGAGCAAUGAAUACUUACAGAUUUCAAUGUAGUACUCAGCCCAGGAAACCUGUGGAACUAGAACAUUGUAUUCAAGGGUUAUGAUUACAUCAAUGUCAUCAAUGCAUUAAUAUCAGAGAUAGAUAGAUGGAGAGAGAAAGAGAAGGAUAAAGAAAGAGAAAGAAAGAGAGGGAUGAAGAGACAGACUUUAUAAAGCUUUUCAAAACUGUCUUUGUAUGGGUCUUUUUAGACAACGACUGCAAGAUGGGGAAAUAAUUUAGAUCAAAUUAUUCUUAAGUGCCAUAAAGCUCUUACAGUACUCUUUAUCAAUCGUCAUGUAAACAUUUUCUUAAUAUAAAUAUACAAAUGAAUUUAUGUUUCCCAUCUCACAAUCAUUCAAAAUAUAAAUCUGUGUAUUUUCAAUCAAAAUGAGCAAUGUAUAAACAGAGAUAUGAUAUCUUCAUGAAAGAAAAUUAGAGCUUAAAUAAAACUUUUCUUUCCC
Messenger RNA from Strongylocentrotus purpuratus (purple sea urchin), 2804 nucleotides. RefSeq lists its product as uncharacterized. The transcript has 3 exons. NCBI's taxonomy places the organism in Eukaryota, Metazoa, Echinodermata, Echinoidea, Camarodonta, Strongylocentrotidae. Bases 367 to 1914 code for a protein of 515 amino acids. The record is from RefSeq and is a predicted model, not a curated record.